Molecule: messenger RNA, 2809 nt
Organism: Klebsormidium nitens
Lineage: Eukaryota; Viridiplantae; Streptophyta; Klebsormidiophyceae; Klebsormidiales; Klebsormidiaceae
Source: the annotation of a GenBank genome assembly
CUGACUGUGAAUCAGACAUCCGUAUCAAGCUGGCGAGGAUGGAGGCACUUGGCGCUGCCCUAGGGAGGUCUUCUUCUGGACUUUUUGAGUCCCUUUUGCCCCCUGCUUCCCUCCACAGAACGCCCUUUCUGCCCCCUUCUCAUCCUCUUCCCUUUCCCAAUGCUUCGGAAAACCUCUCCAAACUUAGCAAACCGCUUCUUUUACGCUGUUCGGCUGGCCCCGCACGUGCACCACCCCAUGGAAACCCCUCCGUUUGGCGCAGGAGGGAUCCCCCUGGACAGGAGACCUCUGGGAGCGAUGCCGAGGGGCACCAUCGAAGAGCACCACCCCGGCGACCCAGACCCCCCCAGCAGAUUGUGAGCAGGGAGAUAUGGACUCCAAGCGGGGUGGUUAAGGUAACCCCAAAGCCUGAUUUCCAAAGAUCACGGUCGCGGCGCCCCCCUUCAAACAGCCCUCGAAGCGCACCCCCCGAAAGGAAAGUGGACCCCGGGGCAUGGCGCCUGUACCAGGUGAAGGUGCCGCUUGACGUCGACCCGGGCAAGGAUGACAUCAGCGUGCAUUCUUUCCUGCGGGAGGAGGUGGCGCGCCGCCUGCUGUGCAAGGCAGAGAGGCUGCAGGGCGAUGUCAUAAGCAUCGUGCGGAAGUCGUUUGACGCCAGGAAGAAGGAGAAGCCCGUGUUUGUGUACAUUGUGGAUGUGAGUGCGGCGGCCGUGACUGCGGCGCACUCGAAAGCGCCGCACAAUCUGAAGAAACUGAAAAUGAAACCCGGCCUUUUCGAAAGAGCACCUGCAGACAGUGAGCAAACGACAAAGGGGCUUGAGUACGAUGUAUUGAGCAACGAGGUUGGGGAGGGAAGUUUGGAGUUGGACGGCUAUGACGAUACGUCAGACGGGGCGUUGCCGGUGCGACUGACGGGGCGCACUGCCCCCAGGUAUGUCGGGCCUAGGAAGGACCGGGACGAACUAGAGGCGGAGGAAGAAGUUGAAAGACGAGAAGAGAGCGAGGAGAGCGCCUCGAGCAGUAGGGGAGACGCAACGAGUGGAGGCAGCAUACAAAAGGAGAAAGCAAUCGUAGUGGGGAGUGGCCCUGCGGGUCUGUUUGCCGCUCUUGCCUUAGCAGAGGCGGGGAUAAAAGUAACGGUGGUAGAACGAGGUCAACCGGUAGAGAGGCGAGGGCGAGACAUUGGGGCGCUUAUGGUCCGCCGGAGUUUAAAUGCAGACAGCAACUACUGCUACGGAGAAGGGGGUGCGGGGACCUGGAGCGAUGGGAAGCUGACAACUAGGAUUGGGAAGAACAGCGAAGAGGUGCGGGAAGUGUUGAGGAAGUUGGUGCAAUUUGGGGGCCCGGAGAGGAUAUUGGUGGACGGGAAACCGCAUCUUGGGACGGACCGGCUGGUGCGAAUGCUGCGCGCAUUCCGGGAACAUCUAGAGGGGUUGGGGGUCGAGAUGCGGUUUGGCGAGAUCGUUGACGAUUUGGUCAUACAAAGCGGCCAGGUGACAGGGGCGUUAGUUCGGAAUCUGAGCACGGGAGCGUCGGAGGUGAUGUCAGCGGACAGCGUAGUCUUAGGUGUGGGCCACUCGGCUCGUGACGUGUAUACAAUGCUCGAGGGGCAUGAGGUGCACAUGGCACAGAAAGACUUUGCGGCCGGGUUCCGUAUCGAGCACCCGCAAGCGCUGAUCGACCGGAUCCAGUAUCGGGAGUGGGCAGACUCCGUGGACAGGGGCCGGGGGAAAGUCCCGGUCGCGGACUACACAUUGGCAGCGCAGGAGAGGGGGGACAACAGGAGCUGCUUCUCGUUCUGCAUGUGCCCCGGGGGACAGGUGGUCCCCACGAGUACGAACGCGGACGAGCUGUGCGUUAACGGCAUGUCGUUCUCGCGGCGCGCGUCCCAGUGGGCCAACGCCGCUCUAGUUGUCCCGGUGUCCGCGCCCGACUUCGUGGAGUUUGGAGGCGACAGCCCGCUGGCCGGAGUAGCUUUCCAGAGGGCCAUGGAGCGGCGCGCGGCCGCGAUGGGCGGCGGCAACUUUGUGGCGCCCGUGCAACGGGCGGCGGACUUUCUCGACGGCGUCCUCUCUGCCGAUCCCCUACCUUCCAGCAGCUACCGUUUAGGCGUCCGCAGCGCGCGCUUGGAUGAGCUGUAUCCGGACGUUGUGACCGCCUCCCUCCGGCAGGCGCUGCUGGCGUUUGACAAAAUGAUGCCUGGUUUCGUCAGCCCUGACGCGCUGCUCCAUGGAGUCGAGACCCGGACCAGCGCCCCAGUCCGCAUCGAGCGGGAUCCCGCUACUCUGCAGUCGGUUAGUCACCCCGGGCUGUAUCCCAUCGGUGAGGGAGCGGGCUAUGCCGGCGGCAUCGUGAGCUCUGCCGUCGACGGGAUGCGGGUGGGCAACGCCAUUGUGAGGACGAUGCGCGGCGAAGGAGCGGAAAGCAGCGAGGCGAAGGAGUCAGAGUUCGAAGCGGCCCUGGUUUGACCAAAAGCAACUAAUAGGAAUUGCUCACAGGGUUUCGAACACUGGUAGCCAAGUCAGUCUGGAGCGACGGCGAAACAGGUCCUCUCGCUUGAGGGUUCCCGCGUCUGAAGUGUCGCAAUGUAAUUUCCGGCGUUUCUUAAGCAGACCUUGGUUCUCAACAGUUGCUAGCUAAGUCUAGCUGAGUCUCCGGGUUACUUCAAACGCGUGGGUGAUACGCCCAUUUAAUGGUCGGGGAGUCACAUGCGUGGGCUGGCACGCAGCUGCUGCUACGCUACUCGGUUGUAUUGAGGAGCUCCUGAAAGACGCGCCUGUCACUAUAAGCCCUUGUAUCGCUUGGUGCC